Hemibagrus wyckioides is the source of this 2145-nucleotide messenger RNA. It is a transcript of the gene egr2b, whose product is annotated as early growth response 2b. Gene Ontology annotation, biological process: regulation of transcription by RNA polymerase II. Bases 193 to 1452 code for a protein of 419 amino acids. The record is from RefSeq and is a predicted model, not a curated record. The transcript has 2 exons. Gene Ontology annotation, molecular function: RNA polymerase II cis-regulatory region sequence-specific DNA binding; DNA-binding transcription factor activity, RNA polymerase II-specific. Lineage: Eukaryota; Metazoa; Chordata; Actinopteri; Siluriformes; Bagridae.
CGCCGUGAGGGUCUGUCAUUCAACAAAACACACACUCCUGAUGAGAGGGCUCGCUUUCGGGAUCAUAUCUGAGUGAGCGCUAAACACUCCCUAGGUUAAGUGACAGCCCUGCUGAUGUGAGUUUAGUGUCAGAGGUGAAAAAGCAGAGGGUCAUCCGCACGCAAACACAAACACUUCUCUCGCGACCGAACGAUGACCGCUAAAACUUUGGAGAAAAGCCCUGUCACUCUCGGCGGCUUCGUGCACCCUCUGUCCGAGGGUAUCUACUCACUGGACGAGACCACACCGCUGCCAGCCUCGGUGGCAAUUUUUCCAAACAGUGAUCUAGGUGGACAUUACGACCAGAUAAAUGGAAUUUCAGCAGAUGGCUUGGUUAGCGGGGAUAUGAGCGCGGAGAAGCGCGCCGUCGACCUGCCCUACCCCAGCAGCUUCGCGCAGCCGGCUGGUCCUCGCAGUCAAACGUUUACCUACAUGGGCAAGUUCUCUAUCGACUCCCAGUAUCCGGGCAACUGGAACCCAGAGGGCGUGAUCAACAUCGUGAGCGCGGGCAUCCUGGGCAUGACCCAGGCCUCAUCAGCGUCCUCUUCACCGUCCUCCUCUUCCUCGGUGUCUCCGGCUCACUUCUCCAGCACGCUCAGCUGCACGGUGGCUCAGGGCCAGACGGACAUGGAGCAGCAGCACAUCUAUUCCCCUCCUCCGCCCUAUUCGGGCUGCGCGGAGGUCUACCAGGAUCCGUCCGCUUUUCUCUCCACUUCCACAUGCCCCAUCUCAUCGUACCCACCGCCGGCCUACUCCUCCCCUAAACCGAGUGCUGAUGCCGGCCUCUUCCCUAUUAUCCCGGACUACACCGGCUUUUUCCAGCCCCCGUGCCAGCGGGACGUGCAGUCCAUCCCCGAGCGCAAACCUUUUGCUUGCCCUCUCGAGCCUUUCCGUGUGCCGCCGCCCCUUACGCCGCUCAACACAAUUAGGAAUUUCACGUUGGCUGCCCCGGUGGCCGAGGGAGCGCGUUUACCCGCCGCGUACAGCCCGCAGAACCUGCCACUAAGGCCCAUCCUGCGCCCGCGGAAAUACCCGAACAGGCCCAGCAAAACGCCCGUGCACGAGCGCCCGUAUCCAUGCCCGGCUGAGGGCUGCGACCGGCGAUUCUCGCGCUCUGACGAGCUCACCAGACACAUCCGCAUCCACACGGGCCACAAGCCAUUCCAGUGUCGCAUCUGCAUGCGGAACUUCAGCCGCAGCGACCAUCUGACCACACACAUUCGCACGCACACCGGAGAGAAGCCGUUCGCCUGCGACUACUGCGGCCGCAAAUUCGCGCGCAGUGACGAACGAAAGAGGCACACCAAGAUCCACCUGAGGCAGAAGGACAGGAAAGCCACGGCGUCCUCAUCGUCCUCUUCCUCCUCAGUUCCAACCGGUGGCUCAAACUCUACGUCCGGAAUCAGCCAAUGAGGCUCGGCGGCGCGCAACCGAGACUAGGAAACGGUCGCGAUGGUAACCGAGCACGCGCUGCCAAAUCCUCAGCACCGAACAGUGUUUACUUUGCAGGUGCACAUGGACCGGGGUAACAGUUCAGGUGUUCAACAAUUAAAAAGCAAAAAACAAGGGAAAUGACCUGAAACCACUUUGGAUGAGGGACACUAGCAGUGCGCGUCCUCGUAUGGCACAUUUUUUCAUGACUUUCUCAGUCACAUGUUGACUGACCAAACGCACUUUCUUUGUAUAUUUAGGUUAAAUAAUUUAAUGGAAUAACCUUAAACAGCAUGUGGGAGUGUACGUAUUCUACUGACAGUGUGAGAUGUCCGUGUUGGCCAGAUGAGAGAGAGUGCAAUAAGUUGGAACUGUUAAUCUAAUGUGUGAGAUGAAUCUAACUCUCUCUCUCUCUCUUUUUUUUCCCUGUUUAUUGUGCCUUCGUCCGUUCUUUUAUUGUACAUAACUGCAUAUGUGCGGAGGCAAUUAAACAGUGUACAGUGGAUUCUUUAAUUUUUUUUUUUUGAAAAAAAUCUCUAUUUUUGUACCAUUUUUCGUUUGGUGUUGAAUUGUUUCAUUGUGGCUAAAAAAGUAAAUGUACAUAAUAGAUCUCAUUGUUUUGUGAACGUCAAAUAUAAUUGGAAUGAAAUAACUAACGCAGGUUAGUAACUUUCU